Messenger RNA from Sebastes umbrosus (honeycomb rockfish), 814 nucleotides. RefSeq names its product type-2 ice-structuring protein-like. The transcript has 7 exons. The record is from RefSeq and is a predicted model, not a curated record. Bases 197 to 814 code for a protein of 205 amino acids. Gene Ontology annotation, molecular function: signaling receptor activity. NCBI's taxonomy places the organism in Eukaryota, Metazoa, Chordata, Actinopteri, Perciformes, Sebastidae.
UGCCCUUUGAUUUGUUGACCUACAUCCAAACUGAUGCUCUUAAAAAAAAGGCAUAAACAGAUGUGAUGAAACUCAUGAAGACAAGUGUAUAUAAAGCUGCUGUUUUCUCUUGUUCAGCACCUCCACACAGGAAGACCACGGAUCAUCCUUCAACAGCUUCAUCAUCAUCAUCUUCAACAUCUGCAUCAUCUCCACCAUGAAGAUGCUGACUGUGUCUCUACUCGUUUGUGCCUUGAUGGCUCUGGCUGCAACCCAAGACGACGUGGUCGAGCCAAGUCAAGCACCAGAAGCGACAGCCGCGCCAGACGGGACAGCCGCGCCAGACGGGACAGACGCGCCAGACGGGACAGACGCGCUAGACAAUUCCACCGAAGCCCCACCACCGGAAUUUUUCCCGUUCCAAUGUCGCUUUUACGGCUUCGUUGACACACCGAUGACUUGGUUUGACGCUGAGAAACACUGCCAGACCAUGGGUGCAAACCUCGCAUCGGUGCACAAUAAAGAUGAGCAUCAGUACCUUCUGCAGUUCAUACAUCAGAACAAUAAUACUGAAGAAUCCUGGCUUGGAGGCUCUGACUGCCAAGAGGUCAACCAGUGGCUCUGGAGUGAUGGCAGCGUGUUCGAACAUACAGAGUGGUGUGAUGGGAGACCUGAUGAUCAAAAUCAUGUCGAGAAUUGUCUCCAGAUGAACUAUGGAGUCGAUUUCUGCUGGGAUGAUACUGAGUGUUCCGCCACUCGCUCAUUUGUCUGUACCAAGCCAAAUCCCUGCUGUCCAGAAACACCCUGUCCCGUGGAGGUCCCAUCUGAUCAGUAG